CGGCAUAUAAGAAGCUCCUCAUCCGCCUCCGGUGUCCGUACCGAAGUUCUUAUUGCACAGGUUACUUGUAGGAUCCCGUCGCGAGCUUGCACACCUCUGGGAUACACUACUACGCUUCAUCCUUCCGUGUUCUCAUUACUCAAAGCGCGCCUCCUCUCUCAAAAAGGUUAUGUCUGUGCAGGCUGAAUACCGUCAGCUUGGAAAGACAGGUCUCCGUGUCUCUGUCCCCAUCCUCGGUGGCAUGACGAUAGGAAGCUCUGAGUGGCUACCGUGGGUGCUCUCAGAGAGCGAGUCGCUCGCACUUCUCAAAGCUGCCUGGGACAAUGGCGUGAACACCGUUGACACGGCCAAUGUGUACUCUAACGGUGAAUCCGAGAGGUUGAUCGCUAAGUUCAUGAGUCAGAACAAUGUCAGAAGAGAGAACAUGGUCGUCAUGACCAAGAUCAACUUCCUCGUCGGACGCGAACCGUCCACAUUCACGUUCGCGAUGCCGAAUCUUGGUGAUACGCGCGAGUUCGUCAACCUUGGCGGUCUGUCGCGCACAGCGAUCCUCAGCCAGGUGGAUGCUUCAUUGGAGCGGCUGAACACGACGUACAUCGAUCUGUUGCAGAUCCACGACUUCGAUCCGGUGACACCGUUCGAGGAGACGAUGCGCGCGCUGCAUGAUCUUGUCCAGGCAGGCAAGGUGAGGUACAUCGGUGCAUGCCGGCUUAAGCUAUGGCAAUUCGCUGCCAUGAAUGAGGUCGCGGAGAAGAAUGGUUGGACAACCUUCGCGAGUAUUCAAGUGGAACAUUCGCUCUUGUACAGGCCAGAGGAGCUUGAGAUGUUUGCGUACUGCAAUUACAAAGGCAUCGGGAUCCUGGGCUUCUCUCCGCUCAUGGACGGCCACCUGGCACGCCCAGUUGGCACCGAGACGAACAGGACCAAGUCCAUCAACGGCACCCCAUAUGAGAAGCCCCGCCGUGCAUGCGAUCUCGAGAUCAUCAAUCGUGUGGAGGAGCUAGCGAAGAAACACACCUGGACGAUGAGCCAAGUUGCGCUUGCAUGGUCGCUGACGAAAGUGUCUAGUCCCAUCGUGGGGGCGAACAACGGCCAGCGCGUUGCGCAAUGUAUUCCGGCGAAGAAGGUGCUGUCCGCCGAGGAGAUUCAAUACCUGGAGCAGCCAUACAUAUACCAGGCUCCUCGGUAAAUACGUCGCCUUCGUUGUGAUGUUUCGAGACAUCUAUGUGUCGACAGGAGCUUUGUGCGUGAGACUGAUUUACCUCCUCCACGGUCCUGGUCUUGGCGCUUCACAAUUCUUCCUUCUUCCAUCUAUGAACACUGUCCUCCACCGGCUUUCUUCGACACCGUUCGCGCUGUCGCUCGUCCCCCAAUCGUAUCCUGCUCGAUUCGCCCGUUGCGUCGUACUCAUAAGCGGGCGAAAGUCUCGGUGUGCCGGCGUUGCACAGUACCGUC
This is a messenger RNA of Fomitopsis serialis, 1455 nucleotides long. Its product is annotated as Aldo/keto reductase. The coding region runs from base 170 to 1189 and encodes 339 amino acids. NCBI's taxonomy places the organism in Eukaryota, Fungi, Basidiomycota, Agaricomycetes, Polyporales, Fomitopsidaceae. The record is from RefSeq and is a predicted model, not a curated record. The transcript is spliced from 8 exons.